Molecule: messenger RNA, 8630 nt
Organism: Coregonus sp. 'balchen'
Lineage: Eukaryota; Metazoa; Chordata; Actinopteri; Salmoniformes; Salmonidae
Source: the annotation of a GenBank genome assembly
GAGCAGAAGUCAGGUGAGGAGGAUGAGAAUGAUGAAGAGGAGGUGGUAGCGUACCUGGACGGUGCCGAUGGAGAGGAGUUUGACCCCAGCACGCUGCCCGACCCGGACAAACUAUGCUCCGACUCAGAGGAAGAAGAUGACCAGAGCAGGUAAAAACUAUAGGCUACUGUACCAGCUAGUUUUUAGGCUGAAACUGAAUGUAUGAUAGACUAAAGGCUCCAGCCAGAGCAUUUAAAAUCACUUGACAAUGCAGCCCCUACCCAUAAGGAUUUUGUGACUAGUAGAUCUGAAAGAACAGGCAUCAAUUCGACCAAGCCUAGAUGUCUGGAAUUCACUGUUACAUGUCCAAUAUUUUCAAAGCUACCAGACAGAAUCGAGAAGCCAUGGGCUUGUGAUCCAGCAAUGGUCUGACAUUUCUCAAGAAAUCCAUAUUGGAAAACAACGAGCUGCGCAGCGUUAUAGGACCGGCAGUCUGUUGUAGCGGGGGUUGUUUCUAUCGAGCAUUCCUAGAUUCAUUAGAUUUGCAGCGCUGUAUCCCUGCUCGUCUGCCUGGGGUUAUUGGGAUUCGAGGUGUAAUUGCCUCCAGAGCAGAACUAUACCCUUUCCAGGAGGGAGGACUCCCUUUGUAGCCCGCUGGCCGAGGCAUUGAUCGUGGGGUGUGUGGCAGCUAGGCUAUAAAGUGUGUAGUUAGAGGCAGAUUAAAAGUGGCAGCCGAGGGUGAAGGGCAACGUGGCCUCUCGCUACAGGGCAAUGCACCAAGGAUUUAAAGGCAGAGAGUCAGGCAGUACGAGGCUUCUGGUUUUCUGCUCCACAUCUUCCUCUCUUUUCUCGAGGUCUUAGGUGUCUGCUACGUUGUAUUGUCUUUGUGCUCUCGCGCUCUGACUUGAUUCUACUUACCUCUCUCUGGCCCUGUGCUGUUCGCUUCCUCACAUACACUUCUUUCUCUCUCUCUGCCUCUUUCUCUCCCUCCGCCUGCAUUUAUUACCCCCUCCCUCUCCCCUUGUGUGUGAAGGAGCAGGUGAUGUUCAUUCCAUCUCCUCCUCCUCCGUAAGCCCACUAGUCCAGAGGGCUGGGGGCGAGAGGAGAUUUAUGCAUCGCUCCACUCCCCCGGCGUUCACUGCAUGACUACGCUGGCCCGUUACCACGGAGAUCUACCACUAGCCUGCCUGCCUGCCUCUCUCCUCGGGACACUGGUUUAUACCAAGGAGGGGUUUCUCAGAACACCACUUAUUUAUCACCCUAACCUUGACACCUUCUACUGCACCCCCCUCCUCUCUCUCUCCCUCUCUCUCUUGCCUCCAGUGUAUAUUAACACCACCUCCUAGUGCCUUCCCCUGGCAGAUUUCCACACACCACUACUAUCUGUAAGAGAACCCUCCCUGUGCUGCUGGUUUAUGGCCUGGCCAUUGUUACAGCGCACCAAGGAUAUGCUGUACUGUCUAUCCAUUCCAUGUCCCUGCUGAGUCCAUCCAUGCCUGUACUGGCCUAUUCCUCUGGUUGACUGACUCCACUGCUCAUAUCCUGUGGUGAUGAUGAAUGACAGUGUAAUUGACAGUCUCCCUGGCUGACGUAAUCACUGAGUCGUUUGAUCGUGAUCUCCAGGGCAACAGCCGGUGACAUGAUGAGUAGCAGCACUAUCAGGUGUUUGGAUGGUUUGAUGUCCCCAGGACAGCUCUAAGGCCAAUUGGCUUUAAUUGGAUAUAGACAAUCAUUAGCAUGCUACUCGCUAACCAUAGGGGCGCAAUUGAUUGAUGCACAGCCUUUAGCAGCCCAUAUUACCCUCGUUUCUGACACUGUGUUAAUUAUGUAUCACCACCACCAAAAUCAGAAUCACGUUAUUCGCCAAGUACAAAAAUCAACUGUGCUAGUUUUUCAGGCUCUGGUCUUGUCCAAUCUUGAUUACAGUCUGGUAAUAUGGUCAAGUGCAGCAAAGAAAAACCUAGUAAAGCUGCAGCUGGCUCAAAACAGAGCAGCACGCUUUGCCCUUAACUGCACAUACAGAACUAACAUUGACAACAUGCAUGCCAGUCUUUCCUGGUUGAGGGUUGACGAGAGAUUUAACUGCUUCUCUUCUAGUUUUUAUUAUAAAUAUUACUGACGAAAAUUCCAGAUUGUAGGCAUAAUCAAAUAACAUUGAUUAUGUGCACUGCACCCGGCCCGCCACAGGAGUCGCUUGUGCGCGAUGGGACAAGAAUACCCCUGCCGGCUAAACCCUGUCAUCUCUCUUCACUCUCUCUCUAUGCCGCUUUCCACACAGACUUAGCCCCACCCUCUGUCACUCAAGGAGCACAUUUGUUGUUCCUCGACCAGGAGUCACUUGCGUUCAGUCUGCAUGGUCAAUGCAGCACAUACAACAAUGUUGAUGACAACGAUGCUGUUUUCACUUUGCUUCUUAUUAUAAAUCCACUAGCGUUCUAUAAUUACAUUUAGUUUGUGUUUCUUACAUCUGCAAGCAGCUAGUUUGUCUUUUCUUAGGAAGUUGGGCCUAAAUCUUGUUAGCCGCUAAUGGUAAUCGCUAGUUAGCUAGUUAGCUAGCUAAUAAAUGUACUGAGUCAGAGCAAACGUAAUUAGCUAUACAGCCUGAUAAUACCAGUGAUGGUGUAGACCUAAAUCAGCAUGUUGUUUGUGCAACAGUAUCUUCUAAAUCAAAGAGGAAUACGCGAAGCAUGAAUGUUAGCUACAUACAUUAGUGAAGAGAGAACAUUCAAUGUAGCCAAAGAUUAUAGGGUCCCCUAGGAAACACUUAUCAACACUUUGGUUCCUAAAAAAAACAAAAUAACACUUUGGUUCCUUACCUGUCACAGUAACUCAUCCCUGGCAUUUUCAUUCAUUGUCAUGUCAAACAACACUGUAUUCAAAGUGCCCACUAUUAAAUUCUAACUAUAGAAUUAGAAUAAUCAUUCUAUUUCCAUGAUUCCAACAGUUCACCAAAGUGUUUUGCGCUAAAUCGCAAGUCAAAUCGCAAUUGCACCAUUUGGUUAAAAAUAAGGCCUAGAUUGUUUCCCCAUAUCGUGCAGUGGCAGUGUGGAAAUUCUCAAAUGAGUGCUGGAAAUGCAGAAACUUUUCCAUAGCCUUUUUUGUUCAUCUUUACCUAGGGGCCAAUAAUUCAGGAGAGCGCUGUAUAUUGUUUUAUUUUAGAUUUGUGUUUUAUGUUUUUGUGUGGACCCCAGGUAGAAAUAGCUGCUGUUUCGGCAAAAGCUAAUGGAGAUCCGAAUAAACCAACCAAUACACAUACCCAGAAUUUGACUUGGUGAAUAGUUGCUGCCAGCAAUAGACAAUGUACAAACAGAAUACAGAAACAUAACCAACAUACGGAAUAAACUAUAUAAAUACAGAAAACAUAGAACUCUGGAGUAUAAACUGAUUUACAGUGAGGAUAUAAGGUGAGGCGAGUUACUUUUAACAGUAACCUUGCCAACCAUAAACAUGUAGGCAAGCGCAUUCUCUUGACAGUCUUUCAGCUAGCCAUAAAGAGGAGUAAUUUAACCCAAAGUAAAAAAGGAAGGGGAAAACCAGUGGUACAUUUGUCUUGCUUUGCUGUUUGUUAGUGCUGUCAGGGUGGUUCUCUCUAACCUUAGUCCAUGGUGAACACAACCUGAGCCCAAAUGAAGAACUUUGUUUGUAGAAAAUCUGUUUGGUGCAGAUAGUAAGAACAUUAGAUGUUGGGGAAUCGUCCCACCUGAUCGGAAUUAAUUAUGUUUGCAACACAACUUAAGCCAUGAUUGACGUGAGGGCCAUAACAUAUGAAACAUUCCCUCUUAUCAGUUGUUAACCCCAUUCCUGUCUAUAUAUUAUAUACCACCACAUACAGUUAUGUGUGGAUCCACAUGAGAAAAGCCUUAAAUUAUUCAACAGUUUCGUUUUUCAAAUCCGUUUUGGAAUACUGACAGUCCAAACAGCGAGUUACAAGUGACCAAAUCAGACUUGUGUGUGUUCAGACAGCAGUCAUUUGUUGACAUGGCAACGAUAGUUAUUAUCGUAAUGACGGGUGUGUGCAGUGGUGUAGGCUGGGUGGUGGUGGUGUGCUCGUGCUUCCUAUCACUCAGAAGUUAUGUAGCAAACAAAGGUGACGACAACGCCUGCCAUGGACAUUUCCCAAUGUAAGAGGCUUUUUUUUAAAGCCUCAAAGGAUAUGAUGAUCCAACUUUCAAAGAAAUUGCAUUUUAUGGAUAACAGUCUAAAAACCAUUGGAGGGCAAAUCACAUUUGACCGUUCAGACACAAGUCACAUGGCCAGGAAUCAGAUUUGUAUUUGACUUCUCAAACCACUUACGAAGGUGGUUUGAAUUGUGGCUUGAAAUAUCUGAUUCCAUGUGCUUUUUGGCUGUUCAGACUGCAGGAAAAAGAACAGAUUCUAAUUGGAUAUGCAAAAAAAUACACUGCUCAAAAAAAUAAAGGGAACACUUAAACAACACAAUGUAACUCCAAGUCAAUCACACUUCUGUGAAAUCAAACUGUCCACUUAGGAAGCAACACUGAUUGACAAUACAUUUCACAUGCUGUUGUGCAAAUGGAAUAGACAACAGGUGGACAUUAUAGGCAAUUAGCAAGACACCCCCAAUAAAGGACUGGUUUUGCAGGUGGUGACCACAGACCACUUCUCAGUUCCUAUGCUUCCUGGCUGAUGUUUUGGUCACUUUUGAAUGCUGGCGGUGCUUUCACUCUAGUGGUAGCAUGAGACGGAGUCUACCACCCACACAAGUGGCUCAGGUAGUGCAGCUCAUCCAGGAUGGCACAUCAAUGCGAGCUGUGGCAAGAAGGUUUGCUGUGUCUGUCAGCGUAGUGUCCAGAGCAUGGAGGCACUACCAGGUGACAGGCCAGUACAUCAGGAGACGAGGAGGCCGUAGGAAGGCAACAACCCAGUAGCAGGACUGCUACCGCCGCCUUUGUGCAAGGAGGAGCACUGCCAGAGCCCUGCAAAAUGACCUCCAGCAGGCCACAAAUGUGCAUGUGUCUGCUCAAACGGUCAGAAACAGACUCCAUGAGGGUGGUAUGAGGGCCCGACGUCCACAGGUGGGGGUUGUGCUUACAGCCCAACACCGUGCAGGACGUUUGGCAUUUGCCAGAGAACACCAAGAUUGGCAAAUUCGGCACUGGCGCCCUGUGCUCUUCACAGAUGAAAGCAGGUUCACACUGAGCACGUGACAGAGUCUGGAGACGCCGUGGAGAACGUUCUGCUGCCUGCAACAUCCUCCAGCAUGACCGGUUUGGCGGUUGGUCAGUCAUGGUAUGGGGUGGCAUUUCUUUGGGGGGCCGCACAGCCCUCCAUGUGCUCGCCAGAGGUAGCCUGACUGCCAUUAGGUACCGAGAUGAGAUCCUCAGACCCCUUGUGAGACCAUAUGCUGGUGCGGUUGGCCCUGGGUUCCUCCUAAUGCAAGACAAUGCUAGACCUCAUGUGGCUGGAGUGUGUCAGCAGUUCCUGCAAGAGGAAGGCAUUGAUGCUAUGGACUGGCCCGCCCGUUCCCCAGACCUGAAUCCAAUUGAGCACAUCUGGGACAUCAUGUCUCGCUCCAUCCACCAACGCCACGUUGCACCACAGACUGUCCAGGAGUUGGCGGAUGCUUUAGUCCAGGUCUGGGAGGAGAUCCCUCAGGAGACCAUCCGCCACCUCAUCAGGAGCAUGCCCAGGCGUUGUAGGGAGGUCAUACAGGCACGUACGUGGAGGCCACACACACUACUGAGCCUCAUUUUGACUUGUUUUAAGGACAUUACAUCAAAGUUGGAUCAGCUUGUAGUGUGGUUUUCCACUUUAAUUUUGAGGGUGACUCCAAAUCCAGACCUCCAUGGGUUGAUAAAUUUGAUUUCCAUUGAUAAUUUGUGUGUGAUUUUGUUGUCAGCACAUUCAACUAUGUAAAGAAAAAAGUAUUUAAUAAGAUUAUUUCAUUCAUUCAGAUCUAGGAUGUGUUAUUUUAGUGUUCCCUUUAUUUUUUUGAGCAGUGUAGUAUUUGAGUCACUUCAAACUGCCAAUGUGAACACUGCUUAAGUGUUGAUGAUUUAACCAGAACGAUUCUUUUAAAUGCAUUGAAACCAGUUAAUAAUGACUUAUGUUCCAAGGCCAUCAAAGUGCCUAUGUAAAGCACUUUGUCUCUAAAACUUGUCCAUCCAGUGUCUGCCUGCCAGCUAGUUUUCUAGGCUAGUUAAGGAUACUAUAGUUAUGAUUGUAUGUUUCACAUUGGAUUUAUUAAUAACAAAACGGUAAGACUUGUGUAAGUGUUUUGAAUUCUGGUGCCGCUGCGCACACAAGCUUGUUAGCUAGCUCUGGUCCAGGGCGUUGAGCUAGCCUCGGCGUUGAGCCAACUCUCUGACAUUUAAAGUUACUCCAUAUUAGCCGCUCCUCCGUAGCUACACUGAACAAAAAUAUAAACACAACAUGUAAAGUUGUUGGUCCCAUGUUUCAUGAGCUCAAAUGAAAGAUCCCAGAAAUGUUCCAUACGCUCACAAAAUCUUUUUUCUCAGAAAUGUUGUGCACAAAUUUGUUUACAUCCCUGUUAGUGAGCAUUUCUCAUUUUCCAAGAUAAUCCAUCCACCUGACAGAUGUGGCAUAUCAAGAAGCUGAUUAAACAGCAUGAUCAUUACACAGGUGCACCUUGCGCUGGGGACAAACGGUGGCAGAUGGCAGACCGCGUGUAUUGCGUCGUGUGGGCGAGUGGUUUGCUGAUGUCGACGUUGUGAACAGUGUGCCCCAUGGGGGAGGUUGGGUUAUGGUAUAGGCAGGCAUAAGCUACGGACAACGAACACAAUUGCAUUUUAUGGAUGGCAAUUUGAAUGCACAGAGAUACCGUGACGAGAUCCUGAGGCCCAUUGUUGUGCUAUUCAUGUUCCAGCAUGAUAAUGUACGGCCCCAUGUUGCAAGGAUCUGUACACAAUUCCUGGAAGCUGAAAAUGUCCCAGUUCUUCCAUGGCCUGCAUACUCACCAGACAUGUCACCCAUUGAGCAUGUUUGGGAUGCUCUGUAUCGACGUGUACAAUGGCGUGUUCCAGUUCCCGCCAAUAUCCAGCAACUUCACACAGCCAUUGAAGAGGAGUGGGACAACAUUCCACAGGCCACAAUCAACAGCCUGAUCAACUCUAUGCAAAGGAGAUGUGUCUCGCUGCAUGAGGCAAAUGGUGGUCACACCAGAUACUGACUGGUUUUCUGAUCCACGCCCCUACCUUUUUUGAAGGUAUCUGUGACCAACAGAUGCAUAUUUGUAUUCCCAGUCAUGUGAAAUCCAUAGAUUAGGGACUAAUGAAUUUAUUUCAAUUGACUGAUUUCUUUAAAUGAAUUGUAACUCAGCAAAGUCUUUGAAAUUGUUGCAUGUUGCGUUUUAUAUUUUUGUUCAGUAUAGAUUAAAAUUGCAAACAUAACUUACUCUGAUCAGGUGGGACCAUUCCCCAACUUAUCAUGUUUUCACUAUCUGCACCAAACAGAUUUUCUACAAACUAAGUUCUUCAUUUGGGCUCAGGUUGUGUUCACCAUGGACUAAGGUUAGAGAGAACCACCCUGUCAGCACUAACAAACAGCAAAGCAAGACAAAUGUACCACUGGUUUUCCCCUUCCUUUUUACUUUGGGUUAAAUUACUCCUCUUUAUGGCUAGCUGAAAGACUGUCAAGAGAAUGCGCUUGCCUACAUGUUUGUGGUUGGCAAGGUUACUUUAAAAGUAACUCAUUAGAAAUUAAUUGGAGGAAAACAGGCGAAACGAGGAGGUACCAUCUGAACUUAUCCAACAACAAAAAAACACUUGUUUUAGUUUUCCGUUGCAAACCGUUUUCCUACUGUGUUCCUUAAUGAAUAUGACCCCAAUGGGGGUUCUGCAUCUAAGGCAGCCAAUUUGUAUUCCUAGUGCUCACCACCCAGCCCCAGAGUUGUAGAGUGUCAUGAAUCGGAGGUGUAGAUAAUAGGAGAGACGACUCUAUCAGCAAUAACUGUGUUUCACUCUGCUUCCUGUUCACAUGAUAAAGCAUUCCCCUCUCAAUUGAUCCACAACAAUUGACUUCAUCAAAGUUAAGUCGUGUUCCCAAAGUUUUAGACGUGUUUUUUUUGGCUAAUUUUUUCAAUUAAUCCCAUUAUGCCAUUGCUGGUGUCUGAUCAUCCUGACACAGAGUCCUGGAGAUCUCUAUAGAACUGCUUAUUUCCACGCCAUCUCACAACUUUGAAUAAAGAGGGCCAGCUAUCUCCCCUAUCAGAUAGAUAUGAGACGGAUGCAUCUUUCCAUCCCUCUUAAUUACAAAGAACCGUGAGCAGCCGAAAGCAAUCAAACAGCUAGCAACAUUGGAAGACUUUUAACCAAGGUACCUCCCAGGGUUGCGUUCCUCUUCCUCUCUUACACAGAUCCCCAUGAACCACGGUAUCUCUCAUAACACCUUUCAAAGCCCAUCUCCAUAGACCGACCCUCAAUAUAAACCGCACUCCCAUUGAUGUGAGCUAAACUGAUUGUUAAAACCUUUUUCCUCUCUUUGUUUAAAGCCCUACUGCUGGGAUGAGGAAGCGCAGCCACAGUGACUGCAGCGAUGACUCUGGUGAGGAAGAAGAGGCAGCGGGAACCCGGAAGAGACCCAGGCAACAGGCAGCUGCCAAGCCCCUGGACACUGGCCUCUCUCUGGCUGAGGACGAAGAGCUGGUCCUGCAUCUGCUGGGGAACCGGCGCUAG